Molecule: messenger RNA, 318 nt
Organism: Sclerotinia borealis F-4128
Lineage: Eukaryota; Fungi; Ascomycota; Leotiomycetes; Helotiales; Sclerotiniaceae
Source: the annotation of a GenBank genome assembly
AUGACCUCCACUAAAACAGAGACUUUUAAUUUGAUAACACUCUGCGUCAAAGCAGUUCUUAAUGUUCUUCUCUGCAUCUUCCUCUGCCCUCUAUUAUCCAUCUACUAUCUCUACAAAUGGUAUGAGCGCAGAUGCAGAACACAAGAAGCACGACGCGAAAACCCUGUAGCGGAAACCUCCGAAUUAGACGUUCUACCCACGAGUAACGCACCUCUCUCCGCUUCCACAGCCAUAACCGCGCCACUUCCUACAUUGGCUGCCCUGGAUCGAGUUCGCGUACACGGAAUCGUAUCUCAUGAUUCUACGGGGCGGAUUUAA